CAGCCCUGCCUGAGCAGCCCGAGUGGCAGCGGGGUCAGCGGGCUGCAGGAGCGCAGGCCACUCUCCCCCAGGGGCUUCAGAAUGGACUUGUGCCACCCAGACCCAGGGGAGCUGAGCAGCGGAGAGGCGGAGGAGCUGCAGAAGAUCAAAUGGCACCGGAAACAGCUUCUGGAGGAUAUCCAGAAGCUGAAGGAUGAGAUCGCAGAUGUGUUUGCCCAAAUUGACUGCUUCGAGACAGCAGAGGAGAGCCGCAUGGCCCAGAGGGAGAAAGAGCUGUGCAUCGGCCGCAAGAAAUUCAACAUGGACCCCAUGAAGGGCAUCCAGUAUCUCAUUGAGCACAAGCUGCUGACCCCCGACGUCCAGGACAUCGCCCAGUUCUUGUACAAGGGCGAGGGCCUCAACAAGACAGCCAUCGGCACCUACUUGGGGGAGAGAGACCCCAUCAACCUGCAGGUCCUCCAGGCCUUUGUAGAUUGCCAUGAGUUUGCUAACCUCAACCUUGUCCAGGCCCUCAGACAAUUCCUGUGGAGCUUCCGGCUGCCAGGCGAGGCCCAGAAGAUUGACCGCAUGAUGGAGACCUUCGCCUCCCGAUACUGCCUCUGCAACCCCGGCGUCUUCCAGUCCACAGACACCUGCUACGUCCUGUCCUUCUCCAUCAUCAUGCUCAACACCAGCCUCCACAACCCCAACGUCCGAGACAGGCCGCCCUUCGAGCGCUUUGUGUCCAUGAACCGUGGCAUCAACGACGGCAGUGACUUGCCUGAGGAGCAGCUGCGGAACCUCUUCGACAGCAUCAAGAGCGAGCCCUUCUCCAUCCCAGAGGACGAUGGCAAUGACCUCACCCACACCUUCUUCAAACCCGACCGCGAGGGCUGGCUGCUCAAACUGGGUGGUGGCCGCGUGAAGACCUGGAAACGACGCUGGUUCAUCCUGACGGACAGCUGCCUCUAUUACUUCGAGUUCACCACUGACAAAGAGCCCCGGGGAAUCAUACCCCUUGAGAAUCUCUCAGUGCAGAAGGUGGACGACCCCAAGAAGCCAUUCUGCCUGGAGCUCUGCAACCCCAGCUGCCGGGGCCAGAAGAUAAAGGCCUGCAAGACUGACGGCGAUGGUAAAGUGGUGGAGGGCAAGCACGAGUCUUACCGGAUCUCAGCCUCCAGCGCUGAGGAGCGGGACCAAUGGAUCGAAGCCAUUCGAGCCAGCAUCACUCGUGUCCCCUUCUACGACCUGGUCUCUGCUCGGAAGAAGAAGAUCGCCAGCAAGCAGUGAGCUUCCUUGGAGGUGGUGCCCGGUGUCCUGCGAGCCCCAUGACCUAUGGUACCUGGAGACCCACUCCCACCCCAGGGCCCGCACACAUCC
Messenger RNA from Budorcas taxicolor (takin), 1359 nucleotides. It is a transcript of the gene CYTH4, whose product is annotated as cytohesin 4. Lineage: Eukaryota; Metazoa; Chordata; Mammalia; Artiodactyla; Bovidae. Gene Ontology annotation, biological process: regulation of ARF protein signal transduction. The record is from RefSeq and is a predicted model, not a curated record. The transcript is spliced from 14 exons. Gene Ontology annotation, molecular function: guanyl-nucleotide exchange factor activity. The coding region runs from base 82 to 1269 and encodes 395 amino acids.